GACGCUGACUUGUCCUGACUUAAUAUUUUCAUCUCCUACAAUGGCACAAGGGCCGAAAAAGGAAUUCGAAGACUCAUCGGAAGAGGAAAACGAAAUCUAUAAGAAUCUUUUGUUUAGUGAAGAGAUGAUGGAGUUUGUUAAUGCGAUGGACUCAGAGGAGGAAGAAGAACCCUCCACGAGCCAUAAGCGCAAGAAGAAGCGCCGAAGGAAGUCCUCUUCGGAGGACGCAGAGCAGGAGGAUGGUCCCUCUACAAGCCGCAAGCGCAAGAAGAAGCGCCGCAAGAAGUCCAAGUCUCGUGACAGGGCCCGUAUGCCCGUAGAAGAUCCAGAGAUAGAUGAACCAUUUCGUAAUGACACCUCCUCUGAAGGCCUUUCGCCCUGUGCCCCGGUCUUAGAACCGUCGGCCAAUAUCCAGGUUGUGGAUUUCAAUGGUGUGGUGGAGCCGUCGGAAGUGGAGGGUCCUGGGAGUUCUAUGGCUAGUCAGGAGAAGUCAGAAUCUCCACCAUCAAAAGAAAUGGAAUGCGUGAUGUCCGAGGCAUCUUCCUCGAAUGUAGGUGAUGGUCCUACCAACUCUACUUCUGGACAAGGAAAUGACCAGAGUGUCAUCUAGACUCUUUGAGAGGGGUUGAUCCAGGAGCUUCCCAUGACCACGGCUGAGGCGAAAGAAAUGCUGAAGAAAAUAUACCUGCUUUCGGCCGUAUAUUGGAUCCCCUAAUUAACCUGAUAUCAAAACAAUGAAGACC
Molecule: messenger RNA, 743 nt
Organism: Drosophila subpulchrella
Lineage: Eukaryota; Metazoa; Arthropoda; Insecta; Diptera; Drosophilidae
Product: CAX-interacting protein 4-like
Exons: 3
Coding region: 41-610 (189 amino acids)
Source: RefSeq, a predicted model, not a curated record